AUGUCUGAGAUCCGAACCCAGGAGGUUGGUGUCCCGGCCGCGAAGGAGACUGAGAGCGUGAAAGUGGAAGAGAGCAAGCCGUUCUCCUGGCUCGAGCCGCAUCCUACUUUCGUCAUUAUCCUCGUUGGCCCCGAGGAAUCUCCUUUUGGUAUCCAGAAGGAUUUCCUUUGUUCCCGAUCUGAGUUCUACGAAAAGCAUUUUACAGCGACGAACCAAGACGAGAAGAUUGAACACAUCAUCAAGCUCCCAGAGACAACAAAGGAAAUCUUUGGACUCGCCCAAAACUUCCUCUACACAGAAAAGGUCAUCUCGGAUGAGUCUAACGUGCCAUCCUACGAGGCCCUUGUUGGCCUUUGGAAGUUGGGCCACAAACUCGGUAUCAAGGGGCUUUGCGACAAGGCUCUUACUGCCAUGAUCGACUGUCGUCGCAUCACAGAAACGAUCCCAGCUACACCUCUUCUCAUUCAGGUCUGGAAAGAUACGCCUGAAGGGUCCUCGAUUAGGAAGCUGCUGCUCUCAUGGACUGCCGAGUAUAUGAGAUCUUCGGACGCCAGGACAGAGUUUGCCAAGUCGCUACCUCAAGAAGUCCUAAGCGAGCUUGUUGUCGCCAUGAGCUCCUUCGAUACGGUUCCCACGCCAGAAGAGCAACCUACUGCUGUCGCACUUCCAUCGGUGACGCCUCGAAAGAACGUUCAUUAUCUGGAAGAUGAGCCGGAGAACGAAGCCAAGAAGAGCAGGCGAACAAGUGGCACCUCAGUCAGCACUCCUUUGUCAGCGGAUCGAUCGAUCAAAGCACGUGGUUCUCUGCCCAAACCUGCUUCCAGACGUCGAACUAGCGCAGGGUUCGCGGAAGCAAGAGACUUCACCACAGCACAGAAGCUUGAGUUCUGCGCUGACCUGUUAACUCGCAUGCUAUCUGGGCCUGGCUUCUGGACCAGACUUGUUGGUCCGUUCCGAGAUGCCGUCGAGCCAGUCGAAGACGGCGUUCCAGACUACUUCGAAAAGGUUAAGCGACCUAUGGAUCUUAGUACGAUCAAGGUCAAGAUGGACCGCAAGGAGUACAAUGACGAGGAAGAGUUUCUCAGGGAUGUACGCCAGAUUUUUGACAACUGCUUCACAUACUGGAAGAAGGGCGAUCCCAUGUGGCUUGCCGGAGAGAAGCUCCAAAAGACCUUUGAGGACAAGUUUUCCCACAUGAACAAGUGGAUCUCUAAGAUGGGUGGCGAUGAGGUUGAGUAG
Messenger RNA from Fusarium coffeatum, 1239 nucleotides. RefSeq lists its product as uncharacterized. The coding region runs from base 1 to 1239 and encodes 412 amino acids. Gene Ontology annotation, biological process: chromatin remodeling; regulation of DNA-templated transcription. Lineage: Eukaryota; Fungi; Ascomycota; Sordariomycetes; Hypocreales; Nectriaceae. Gene Ontology annotation, cellular component: nucleus; chromatin. The transcript is spliced from 3 exons. The record is from RefSeq and is a predicted model, not a curated record.